ACAGUCACAUUCAGCCCCCAGUCACAGUCACCCCAAGCACUUUCUAGACAGUCACAGUCACCCCCAGCACCUUCAGACAGUCACAGUCACCCCAAACACCUUCAGACAGUCACAGUCACCCCCGGUCACAGUCACCCCCAAAACGCCUUCAGACAGUCACAGUCAGCCUCAGUCACAGUCACUAAGCACCUUCAGACAGUCACAGUCACCCCCAAACACCUUCAGACAGUCACAGUCACCCCAAGCACCUUCAGACAGUCACAGUCACCCCAAGCACCUUCAGACAGUCACAGUCACCCCCAAAGCACCUUCAGACAGUCACAGUCACCCCAAACACCUUCAGACAGUCACAGUCUUCAAACACCUUCAGACAGUCACCCCAAACACCCAGACAGUCACAGUCACCCCCAAACACCUUCAGACAGUCACAGACACCCCAAACACCUUCACAGUCACAGUCACCCCAAGCACCUUCAGACAGUCACAGUCACUCAAGCACCUUCAGACAGUCACAGUCCCUCAAACACCCUCAGACAGUCACAGUCACCCAAGCACCUUCAGACAGUCACAGUCACCCCCAAACACCUUCAGACAGUCACCCCAAGCACCUUCAGAAGUCACAGUCACCCCCAAACACCUUCAGACAGUCACCCCGAACACCUUCAGACAGUCACAGUCACCCCCAAACACCUUCAGACAGUCACCCCCAAGCACCUUCAGACAGUCACAGUCACCCCAAACACCUUCAGACAGUCACCCCAAACACCUUCAGACAGUCACCCCAAACACCUUCAGACAGUCACCCCCAAACACCUUCAGACAGUCACAGUCACCCUAAACCUUCAGACAGUCACAGUCACCCAAACACCUUCAGACAGUCACAGUCACCCCCAAACACCUUCAGACAGUCACAGUCACCCCCAAAGCACCUUCAGACAGUCACAGUCACCCCAAACACCUUCAGACAGUCCAGUCCCCCCAAGCACCUUCAGACAUUCACAGUCACCCCCAGCACCUUCAGACAGUCACAGUCGCCCCAAACACCUUCAGACAGUCACAGUCACCCCAAGCACCUUCAGACAGUCACAGUCACCCCAAGCACCUUCAGACAGUCACAGUCACCAAGCACCUUCAGACAGUCACAGUCACCCCCAAACACCUUCAGACAGUCACAGUCACCCCAAACACCUUCAGACAGUCACAGUCACCCCAAACACCUUCAGACAGUUCCAGUCACCCCAAACACCCCAGACAGUCACAGUCACUAAACACCUUCAGACAGUCACAGUCACCCCCAAGCACCUUCAGACAGUCACAGUCAGCCCCAAACACCUUCAAACAGUCCCAGUCACCCCCAAGCACCUUCAGACAGUCACAGUCACCCCCAAGCACCUUCAGACAGUCAAAGUCACCCCCAAACACCCUCAGACAGUCACAGUCACUAACACCUUCAGACAGUCACAGUCACCCCCAAGCACCUUCAGACAGUCCCAGUCACUCCCCAGUCACUCACCACAGCGUAACUCACACCCUCACCAACAAGUUAUAAACAAACACGUCGGACAUCAACCCCAGACUAACAAACACUUGACCCCUUAG
This is a messenger RNA of Homarus americanus (American lobster), 1599 nucleotides long. RefSeq names its product sialidase-like. The record is from RefSeq and is a predicted model, not a curated record. The transcript has a single exon. Lineage: Eukaryota; Metazoa; Arthropoda; Malacostraca; Decapoda; Nephropidae. The annotation marks the transcript as partial.